Molecule: messenger RNA, 987 nt
Organism: Lepus europaeus (European hare)
Lineage: Eukaryota; Metazoa; Chordata; Mammalia; Lagomorpha; Leporidae
Gene: AIPL1
Product: aryl hydrocarbon receptor interacting protein like 1
Exons: 6
Coding region: 1-987 (328 amino acids)
Molecular function (GO): peptidyl-prolyl cis-trans isomerase activity; protein binding
Source: RefSeq, a predicted model, not a curated record
AUGGACGCCGCUCUGCUGCUGAACGUGGAGGGGGUGAAGAAGACCAUUCUGCACGGAGGCUCCGGGGACCUCCCGAGCUUCCUCACGGGGUCCCGCGUGACCUUUCACUUCCGCACCACGAAAUGCGACGACGAGCGGACGGUGAUCGACGACAGCAAGCAGGUGGGCCAGCCCAUGCACAUCAUCAUCGGCAACAUGUUCAAGCUGGAGGUGUGGGAGACGCUGCUGAUGUCCAUGCGCCUCCACGAGGUGGCCGAGUUCUGGUGUGACACCAUUCACACAGGCGUCUACCCCAUCCUGUCCCGGAGCCUGCGGCAGGUGGCCGAGGGCAAGGACGCCACCGAGUGGCACGUGCACACCUGCGGGCUGGCCAACAUGUUCGCCUACCACUCGCUGGGCUACGAGGACCUGGAUGAGCUGCAAAAGGAGCCUCAGCCCCUCAUCUUCAUCAUCGAGCUGCUGCAGGUGGAGGCCCCGAGCGAGUAUCAGAGGGAGACGUGGAACAUGAACAACGACGAGAGGCUGCAGGCCGUGCCCGUCCUCCACGGGGAGGGGAACCGGCUCUUCAAGCUGGGCCGCUACGACGCCGCCUGCACCAAGUACCAGGAGGCCAUCGUCUGCCUGAGGAGCCUGCAGACCAAGGAGAAGCCCUGGGAGGUGCCGUGGCUGAAGCUGGAGAAGAUGAUCAACACCCUCAUCCUCAACUACUGCCAGUGUCUGCUCAAGAAAGAGGAGUACUACGAGGUGCUGGAGCACACGAGCGACAUCCUGCGGCACCACCCAGGCAUGGUGAAGGCCUACUACGUGCGGGCGCGGGCGCACGCGGAGGUGUGGAACGCAGCCGAGGCCAAGGCAGACCUGGAGAAGGUGCUGGAAUUGGACCCGUCCAUGCAGAAGGCGGUGCGCAGGGAGCUGCGGCUGCUGGAGAGCCGCAUGGCCGACAAGCAGGAGGAGGAGCGGCUGCGCUGCCGGAGCAUGUUGGGCUAG